GUGACGUUGUCGGAAGGUGUUUGUGCGUUAGCAGGUUUUCCUUUGGAGAUAACCGCAGGUGACGCGCAGGCAGAGAGGCGGCGGCGCGGCUCGGAGGCGGCUUCGGCGGCAGCGGGCCCCGCUCCGGCUCCGGCUCCGGCUCCGGCGCCGACGUCACCGGCUGCGGCUGCGGCUGCGGCUAUAUGAGCGCCGACCGCGGCGCCGCCGCCCCACUGCCGCCAUGGCGCCCGCGCUGCUCGUUCUGCUCGCCGCAGCCGCCUUCGCCGCCGCCGCCCCCGCCGCCCACGCGCCGCACGGGCAGAGGACCGCCAGCUGGGAACAGCAGCUGCUCGACCCCGAGGACGACCCGGAGGCGCUGCCGCCCGCCUGCGACAGCGAGGUGUACUGCCAGGGGGAGCUGCUGCACACCGUGCAGAUGGCGCAGCUCUUCGACGACUCCAAGACGUUCGUGGACAUGAAGCAGCGGCAGGCGCCCGCGCAGACGCUGGCCAACUUCGAGGCGUUCAUGGCGGCGCAGGACGGCCAGCCGGGCCGCGCGGCGAUCGCGCGCUUCGUCGCCGACAACUUCGAGGAGGGCGGCCAGCUGCUCAACUGGACGCUGCCCGACUGGCACAGCAAGCCCGCGCUGCUGAGCCGCAUCGCGGACAGCCGGCUGCGCGACUGGGCGGCCUACCUGAACGGCGAGUGGCCGCAGCUGGCGCGCCGCGUGCCCGACGACGUGCGCCGCAACCCGGACCGCUACUCGCUCAUCUACGUGCCCAACGGCUUCGUCGUGCCGGGCGGCCGCUUCCGCGAGUACUACUACUGGGACACCUACUGGAUAGUGCAGGGCCUGCUGGCGACUGACAUGCCGGAGACGGUGCGCGGCGUGGUGGGCAACCUGCUGUACCUGGUGCAGCAGCUGGGCCACGUGCCGAACGGCGGGCGCGUCUACUACAAGGAGCGAGCGCAGCCGCCGCUGCUGGCGCCCAUGGUGGAGGCGCUGGUGCGCCACUGCGAGCGCGCCGGCUGCGAGCAGCGCACCUUCCUCGCCGGGGGCAUCGCCGCGCUCGACACCGAGUUCCAGUUCUGGAUGCGCAACCGCACCGUGUCCGUGGGCGGGCGCCGACUCGCGCGCUACUUCUCGCCGUCCAGGGGGCCGCGGCCAGAGUCCUACAGUGAAGAUUACAUAAUUGCCCAUGGAUUAUCUAAUGACUCUAAAGUCCAACAACGUCUUUAUACUGACCUGAAAUCAGCUGCAGAAUCAGGGUGGGAUUUCUCUUCAAGAUGGUUCAUAACAAAUGGAACAAAUGAAGGAAAUCUAUCUAACACACAUACAAGAUAUGUUAUACCAGUUGAUUUGAAUGCAUUUUUAUGCAUGAAUGCCAGAAUUUUAUCUGAAUUUCAUACCUUACUGGGAAAUACUGAGAAAGCUGGUUAUUACACAGCAAAAAUGAAUGAAAUAUUAGAAGCAAUUGAUGCAGUAUUGUGGAAUGAUGAAGAAGGCAUCUGGCUUGACUAUGACAUGCUAAACCAAGUAAGCAGGAAUCAAUUCUAUCCCAGCAAUCUGGCACCUCUCUGGACAGGCUGCCACAAAAAGUCUAAAAAGGAAAUACGUGGUAUUGUAUCUUACCUAAAAGACAACAACAUUGAAAAUUAUCUUGGAGGGGCUCCAGCAUCCUUAAUUCUCACUGGUGAGCAGUGGGACUUCCCAAAUGUUUGGCCCCCACUUGAAAACAUUUUAAUCAUGGGUCUGCAGAAGACUGGUGUAAGAGAGGCCACUGAGUUUGCAUUUGAGCUGGCACAAAUAUGGAUACAUGCAACAUAUACUGGCUAUAUACGCUACAAUAAUAUGUUUGAAAAGUAUGAUGCUGAAAAGCCUGGAGAAUUUGGAAAUGGAGGAGAAUAUGUGGUUCAACCUGGGUUUGGGUGGACAAAUGGGGGUAUCCUCGAGCUGUUAAAUGAAUAUGGACAGAAUCUCACUAUACCUGACCUGCCACAAUACCAAAGCAACAGAACUACAAGUAAUGGAGCCAGCACUUCCACUGUUCAUACUGCAGCCGCCGCCUCCACGGCUGCUGCUGGUGCCGCUGCCGCCACAUCGUCUGGCUCCCGUGCUCUGACCAUGUAUGGUAUUCAACUCUGAUUUGAUCAUUUAUGUAAUUUCAAUUGCUAAAUUCAGUGGCUCAAAAUGUGUUCAUAAAAUAAUAACAACCUUGACUUUCCCAGA
Messenger RNA from Schistocerca gregaria, 2209 nucleotides. RefSeq names its product trehalase-like. Bases 221 to 2125 code for a protein of 634 amino acids. Gene Ontology annotation, molecular function: alpha,alpha-trehalase activity. The transcript is spliced from 9 exons. Gene Ontology annotation, biological process: trehalose catabolic process. The record is from RefSeq and is a predicted model, not a curated record. NCBI's taxonomy places the organism in Eukaryota, Metazoa, Arthropoda, Insecta, Orthoptera, Acrididae.